Penaeus vannamei (Pacific white shrimp) is the source of this 730-nucleotide messenger RNA. The record is from RefSeq and is a predicted model, not a curated record. NCBI's taxonomy places the organism in Eukaryota, Metazoa, Arthropoda, Malacostraca, Decapoda, Penaeidae.
AUGUGGCAACACCGAGGCAAGCCAGCAACACCUCCUCCUCCUCCUCCGUCUUCGGCAGGUGAAGAUAAUAUGCCAACUGGAUGUAACAGGCUAGAUCUGGAUUCCAGACUUGCGACCGUCAUCACUGCACGAAAAGCUGGCUUAGGAAGGGCCUUUGGGGCAUCACAUCGAGGAGGAAUUCGGCCGAGCGGACUAAGGGAAGGGCUUUCUCUCCUUGGGGAACGGAAGGACAAAAGGCAACACCCAGGGUCAAGGUUUCCUCUCUCGGGAGAACCAGCGCCGGUCUCGGUGGAAGAAGAUUUAACUCAGGGAACACACACACGGACGACGCCGCUGGUGGCGGCCGCUGGAGCAAUACUGAGGGGCGAGCGCGGUGGCAGCGGCGGCGGCGGUGGCGGCGGCGAGCGGCGCGGCCUCUUCGCCGCUCCAGGAGGGGACCGGCCGGGGGGAGCGAAGGGGCGAACCGGCAACUCGACGCGGCGGAGUUGCCAGCGAGUCCCUUUGCGCGCGCGGGGAGCUGGAGGCUGGGGGGGGGGUGGGGGUGGUGCUCGGAGGGAUGACGGCGACGGCGACGGUGGCGGAGGCGGUGGGGACGGCGGAGGCGUGCGGGUGUCGUCAGGAGAAGACGGAGGAGGGGUCCAUAACGAUGCUAACGGGAAUGAUAAUGGUUGUCAGGACAAUGAGAGUGACAGUAGAAGAAAGUACAAGAAUAAAACCGGCAGUGUUAUCG